AAAGUGACUGUGAUACAUCCAGCUACAGACAAGCACAUUGACAAGUACACUGCUCAAGAAUCAAUUUUGGUGAACGAAACACCGAAACUUUACUCAGAAGUUCUUCUGGAACAUCUCAAAGAAUCUUCCAUGAAUAUUCAGUGGGUCUACAACAUCCUGGAGCACCGCAGCGAGGCGGAGCGGAUCGUCUGCGAGGACAUCGCCCCGGAGACGGGCUUCGUCCUGCUGCCGGACCUUAAGUGGGACGGCCGCACGCUGGAGACCCUGUACCUGGUGGCGAUCGUGCGCCGGCGGGACCUGCGAUCCCUCCGAGACCUGCGGGCCGAGCACCUGCCGCUGCUGAGGAACAUCUGGACCAAGGGCACGGAAGCGAUUAAGGAGAAAUACGGCGUGCCGGCGUGGCAGCUGAGGGUGUACUUCCACUACCAGCCCUCCUACUACCACCUGCACGUGCACUUCACCUCGGUCCGGUUUGACGCUCCAGGCACGCACGUGGGCAAGGCGCACCUACUGCCGUCCGUGAUCAGCAACAUCGAGCUGCCUGCUGCCGACUACUACCAGCGCGCUACGCUCUCCUACUUCGUGCGCUGUGGUGUGGGUGCGCGGGAGGCCGACGCGCCGCCGCCGGCGGACGGUGUGCAGAAGUCUGACUCCCUGCCGGAGGAGCGGUGA
This is a messenger RNA of Pollicipes pollicipes, 672 nucleotides long. RefSeq names its product m7GpppX diphosphatase-like. Gene Ontology annotation, biological process: deadenylation-dependent decapping of nuclear-transcribed mRNA. Gene Ontology annotation, molecular function: hydrolase activity; RNA 7-methylguanosine cap binding. NCBI's taxonomy places the organism in Eukaryota, Metazoa, Arthropoda, Thecostraca, Pollicipedomorpha, Pollicipedidae. The record is from RefSeq and is a predicted model, not a curated record. Gene Ontology annotation, cellular component: P-body; nucleus.